CCCUCUUGGCCAAGCAUCCUCAGGAACCACAUCCAGCAGACCUAUCCUACCUCUGCCACCUCUGCCAUGGCUGCAAGAACCAUUAUCAUCGACCACGGGUCCGGCUUUCUGAAGUCCGGCUUGGCCGGGUGGAACGAGCCCCAGCUGAUCUUCCCGAGCAUCGUGAACUACAUCCCCUGCAGGGAGAACCCCGGCCCCAGCUACGCCCGGCGGCGCGUGAGUCUAGGCAUCGACAUGUGCCGGCCUGACACCUUUAGCUACCCCGUGCAGCGUGGCCGUGUCCUCAACUGGGAGGGUGUGGAGCACCUCUGGUCGUUUGUCCUGGAGAAGCACAGGCAGGAGCAUGACGACUCGCCUGUGAUGGUCACAGAGUCCCCGCUGAAGGAGCCUGGUGACCGACAGAAGACCCUGGAGAUUAUGUUUGAGUUACUGGAUGUCCCGUCCGUCCUCCUGGCUGACCAGCUGGAGAUGUCUCUGUACGCCUCCGGCCUCCUGAGCGGCGUGGUGGUGGAUUCGGGCUACGGCCUGAGCCGCGUGCAGCCUUUCCAUCUGGGCCGCCCCUUGCGGUCCAGCGCCAAGACGCUGGAGUUCGCAGGCCAGGAUCUCUCGGCUUAUCUCUUUAAGAGCCUCUUCAAGGAGAAUGUCGACCAGCACAACCUGUUUCAGCUGGAAACGGUGAGCACCACGCAGAUGAACAAGUGCUACGUGCCGCAGAAUCUGGGGGAGGCGCUAGACUUUUGUCAGAACCUGCCGAGGGGCUCGGAUGAGAGUAACACCUAUCGCCUCCCUGAUGGUACCUGCGUGGAGCUGACCCCCUUGCAGCGCUUGGCCCCUGAGAUGUUCUUCAGCCCCCAGGUGUUCGACAUGCAGGGGCCCAGCAUCUCCCAGGUCGCCUUGGAGUCCAUCGAGACCUGCGAGGCCGCCCUGCAGCCUCUGCUCGUCUCCCACCUCGUGGCCUGCGGGGGCAACACCCUCUAUCCUGGCUUCACCAAGCGCCUGUGCAAGUUGGUUGCCGAUCACUUCUGUUCCAGCCAUGCCAGCGUGUGGAUGGGUUCCAACAGGAAUUUUAGCGUGUGGCUGGGAGCAUCCAUAGUGGCUCAUCUGUCGACGUACAAGGCUGGAUGGCUGACCAGAGAGGAGUAUGACGAGAGCUUAAAGCCGUGACCCGCUGGCUGGUUCCUGGGACCCGGCUCCCAUCAGAUGGGCACGGGUGGAUCCAUUCCAGCAAUAGGGGCAGGGCCAGGGUGGGGUUAGCCAGUUUUGGAAUUUGGAGGUCGCCAGGGAUUUUUUUUUUUUAUUAAAUCCUAGGGUUUUAUCUUGUUUCAAGAUGGGAUCCAACCCAUGGGAGGACAGGGUGUGGCCCACUGGGAUGGAUGACAGUGGCCAGUGGCCAUCUCCAUGCUCUGUAGCCACUCGUUUGUCCUGGCAUCUCCCUUGGGUGGUCCCGUUCCUUUGAUGGAGUAGGUUUUAACUGGGGCAAGAGAGACUUAUUUUUGAGUAGGGAUGGGGAGGGUGGGGACGGGGAGAGUUGAAGUUUCUAGACCUACAUAGUCUUUCUGGCCCGGGAGGACAUGCUACAGGGAGAUGGCUGUGCCCUGCCUGUCCCAGGGCCCCUGGCCAG
This is a messenger RNA of Sus scrofa (pig), 1621 nucleotides long. NCBI's taxonomy places the organism in Eukaryota, Metazoa, Chordata, Mammalia, Artiodactyla, Suidae. The record is from RefSeq and is a predicted model, not a curated record.